Messenger RNA from Zootermopsis nevadensis, 1882 nucleotides. Its product is annotated as putative fibroblast growth factor 1. NCBI's taxonomy places the organism in Eukaryota, Metazoa, Arthropoda, Insecta, Blattodea, Termopsidae. Gene Ontology annotation, molecular function: growth factor activity. The record is from RefSeq and is a predicted model, not a curated record.
ACGAAACACCUGUCACGGCUGAACGUAUCGUGAUGGAAAGUGAAAUGUCUUUCUGAGCUCGGAUCUUGUUCUCUGCUACAGGAACAGUGACAGUCUCUCUAUAAAUAUAUAAAAAUAGUAUAUGCCACAAAUUAUUUUCAGAACUUCUCAGUCAUCUUCAGAGACCGUCUGGUACAUAAUUUCAGAAUUUAUGAAAUGGGAUGGCGGCCUUGCACAUGACUGAUGGGAGCAGUUCCAGUGACGACGAUGAACUGGACGUGUCAACGGCAAGGCUCCGGAGACAUGUCGGCAGCUCCUGUGUAUGUCUCUCACCUGGCUCAUCAACAGGACGCCUGAAUUUGCCUUCUAGGCCAGGCAAUCCAGUAUAUGGACCACGCAUGCAGCUGCACUGUCGUACUGGCUUUCACAUUGGCAUUUUUGCCGAUGGUAAAGUCAGAGGUAUCGACCGAGAUUUGGAUGACUUUGCACUUCUAGAGGUCAGCACCAUUUCUCCAGAUGAGGUUAAAAUUCAAGGAGUUAAGUCAAAACUGUAUUUGGCCAUGGACAGAAAUGGGCGCCUGUAUGGAGAGGUAGAUGUAAAUGAAGAAGGUACAAUUUUUGUUGCAUCUCUUUUGGGCUAUUACAACACAUACUUGUCUAGGAAAUAUGCACAUUUGGGUUGGUAUGUUGGUAUUAAGAAAUCUGGUAAACCAAAACGUGGAUCAAAAACUAAGUGGGGUCAGAAAGCAAUUCAAUUCCUGCCCAGGCGGCUGGAACUUUGAUUCCAUUUGUGCAUCCACUGUCUGAUUCAGAAUGACAAGAAAUGCCAUCUGGAUGUCAAACUGAGUCAUAUGGCCAUCUGUAAGUGCAAUAGUGCAGUUAAGAGAAUUUAUAAACACAUACUGUUAACAUAUUCCUAGAUUCACAUGUCCCGUUGUCUUUAAUGAAUAUGUAAGAAGAUUUUGCAGAGAUUGUAAAUUUUAGAAUAUCUUCCAAUGUACAUUUUAUCAGUCUUUUUUACAUGUCCCUUGGAAAUGAGGAGAAUGUUUACCUUUCUUGAAUAUCAGUUUUGAGUCUGAAAGGCAUAGAACUUAUUGAUCAGCUGAGUGACUUUCAUCACCUGAAGAAACACUCGACAAGAAUAUUUCACCUAAUAUGGCUUACACCAUGUACCAGUAACUCAUUUAUUAUGCAUUCCCAAUACAGAUAUUCUCUGCAAGUUUCUCAGUUAUGUUUUGUCCCCUAUCGCUCUCUGAAGAAAUCAGAAACUUUCUCUAUAUAUUUUGAAAGACUAGAUUAAAUAUUUGGCAAAAAUUUGUGUCUGGCUAGGAAUGUGGAUGGAUUUUGACUGUGUGACUUCCGAACACUUAUGACUGCUUUCUGUCAAAGUUUUAUUCUCUUAAGUAAUAUUUAUUUUGGUAGUAUUCAAAUUAUAAAAUGGAACACUAGAAUUUUUAAUGUAGCAGCUGCUUGGAAUAAGAUAUCCAUGACCAAUGUAAUAGUUUUAAUACAUUACGAUUUAUUAUGUGUGUGAAAGUAAACUAGGUGAAUCAUAAUGCAUUUAUCAGAACUCCCAGCAUAUUGCAGGUAUAAUUAUGUAUUUAUUGGCAGGAUCAAUAUUUAAAAACUAUUUAUAUCUGUAGAUAGGAAUUAGUCAUAUUUUCAACAAGGUAACAUAAAUAAAGUAACCAUAAUAAUAACUUUUAUAUUUUAAGAUUUAGCAGAAUUAAUUAUAUUUUAGAAACUAUAAAGGUUGGUGUAAUGUAAGACUUUUAUAUGUGUACAGGUAGCCCUCGAUUUACGCCGGGGAUGCGUUCCUGGACGAACCGGCGUAAAUUGAAACUCUUUUAUAAUAUAAAUCAGUGGGAAGUCAAUGAAAUGCGUUCCCAGCACCCAAACAUUG